UCGUUCUGUUGCUGGUGGGGUGACCGCUAGCUGGUCCCAGUCCUUCCGUCAUGGAUAACGAGGACAAUGUCUUUCAGAUGUUUGAAGCCCAUAUGCAGAACUACAAGGGCGAUGACCCACUUGGUGAAUGGGAAAGUUAUAUGCGGUGGGUAGAAGAGAAUUUUCCUGAGAAUAAAGAAUACUUGGCAGCAUUAUUAGAACAGUUAAUGAAGACGUUUUUAGAAAGGAAGAAUUAUCACAAUGACCCAAGAUUCAUCCAUUACUGUCUAAAAUUUGCUGAGUACAACAGCGACCGUCAUCAGUUUUUUGAGUUUCUGUACAACCAAGGGAUUGGGACCCUGUCAUCCCCUCUAUACAUCGCCUGGGCCGGGCAUCUGGAAAACCAGGGAGAGCUGCCGCAUGCCAGUGCUGUUUUUCGGAGAGGACUUCAAAACAAGGCUGAACCUAGAGAACUACUACAACAACAGCACAGGUUAUUUCAGAAACGCCUCACCGAAACGCACUUGCCAGCUCCAGCUAGAACCUCCGAACCUCUACAUAAUGCUCAGCGUAUAAAUCAAAUAGUAACAUCUAACUCAAGUCCAGGAAAUAAGUUGGCGUGCAUUUCUAAAACUCAGGGAUCAGAACUUGCUGGAAUUACAUCUUCAACAUGUGAUAAAGAACUGAAUACGGAACAAAGAGUGGUCAUGAUUUCUAAAUCAGAAUAUUCUGCGUCUUCGACAGCCAAAGCUGAUGUUAAGCAAGUUGUUAUGUAUUGCAAAGAGAAGCUUAUUCGUGGAGAAUCAGAAUUCUCCUUUGAAGAACUGAGAGCCCAGAAAUAUAAUCAGCGGAAAAAGCAUGAACAAUGGGUUAAUGAAGACAGACAUUACAUGAAAAAGAAAGAAGCAAAUGCUUUUGAAGAACAGUUAUUAAAACAGAAAAUGGAUGAGCUUCAUAAGAAGUUGCAUCAAGUGGUGGAAACAUCACAGGAGGACUUGCCAACCAUUCAGGAAAAACCUGAGGUUAAUACAGUAUGCCAGGGGCCAGACAUAGGAUCCCAGGAGGAACCAAGACAAUCACCUCUUCCAGUUGUACAUCCGCAGACUUCAAGCAACACGAAAGAAAAACCCAGCGAACCACCUUCUGCCAAACCACCCAUGACAAAUGCUGCUGUUACUACUGCUUUCAUGUCCCCAGCCAUCAGUCAGCUGGUAGCUCAUCCUGUGCCUUUGGCAGCCCAGCGAAUGACAGACUGUGGAUUGGCAGUAGCUCAAAAAGAUGCCAGUGCGUCUCAAUCUUCUCUUCCAAGAUGUGUGAGUAAAAGUACUCAUGAAUUCAAGCCUCAGAGUGGAACAGAAAUGAAAGAAGCAGGUGAAGUACAUAAGUUUGGCAGCACAAACUCUUUUCAUACAACUCCAAACACAUCCCUGGGAAUGGUUCAGGCAACACCAUCCAAAGUUCAGCCGUCGCCCACGGUUCACACAAAAGAAGCACUAGGUUUCAUCAUGGAUAUGUUUCAGGCUCCCACACUUCCUGAUAUUUCUGACGACAAGGAUAAUUGGUCAUCUCUAGAUCAAAAUGAAGAUGCAUUUGAAGCCCAGUUUCAAAAAAAUGCACAGUCAUCUGGGAUUUGGGGAGUCAAUAAAAUUAUUUCUUCUUUGUCUACUGCUUUUCCUGUAUUUGAAGAUGGAAACAAAGAAAAUUAUGGAUUACCACAGCCUAAAAAUAAACCCACAGGAGCUAGGACCUUUGGAGAACGCUCUAUGAGCAGAUGUUCUACAAAACCAAAUGAAGUGCCACAGGCUGAAGAGUUUUUAGAUGAUUCAACAGUAUGGGGAAUCCGCUGCAACAAAACCCUGGCACCCAUUCCUAAGAGCACAGGAGACUUUACAUCUGCCGCUCAGCUUGCAUCUACCCCAUUCCACAAACUCCCAGCAGAUUCUGUGACCGCUGUAGAAGAUAAAGAAAAUCUGGUAUCGAACCAGUACAAGCAUGUGACUUUAGGUUAUUGUGAAGAAAACAGGGACCCCUCAAAAUCUAAAAAGUUCAGUCCAAUUCAAGAAAAAAGCCCAGAACAAGCAUUAACCACAAGCAUACCCUCAGCACCUUUAUUCGGUGUGAUCCGGCCUGCUGCAGGCAGUAUGCUUACCAGUGAAACAGCGCAAAGCCUCGAGGCUUGUAAACUCACAGACCCUGUUGCUGCCAUGGAAGAGGACCCUCCUGACACCAGUGCUGGGCUCCAAGCAGAGCAGAUGCACAGCAGUUCAGACUUCAUUGUUGAAAACCCAUGGGAUAAUACACUGAUUCUCAAACUUUUAUCUGGGCUUCCUAAACCACUGGAAUCCUAUCCAAAUACUUUUGAAUGGCAAUAUAAACUUCCACCCAUCAAACCCAAGACUGAAUUUCAAUUGGGUUCCGUUGUGAUUUAUGUUGAUCAUCUUCUUGGAGAAGGAGCCUUUGCCCAAGUAUAUGAAGCUACGCAAGAAGAUGUGAAUGAUGCCAAACAUAAGCAGAAAUUUGUUUUAAAGAUCCAGAAGCCUGCCAACCCCUGGGAAUUCUACAUUGGAACCCAGCUGAUGGAGAGACUAAAGCCAAGUAUGCAACAUAUGUUUAUGAAAUUCUACUCUGCUCACUUUUUCCAGAAUGGCAGUGUACUAGUAGGAGAGCUCUACAGCUAUGGGACAUUAUUAAAUGCCAUUAACCUCUAUAAAAAUACCCCUGAAAAGGUGAUGCCUCAAGCUCUGGUCAUCUCUUUUGCUAUCAGAAUGCUCCACAUGAUCGAGCAAGUCCACGACUGCGAGAUCAUUCAUGGGGACAUUAAGCCAGACAAUUUCAUACUUGGAAACAAAUUUUUAGAGCAUGACGGUGACGAUGAUGAUUUAUCUACGGGCUUGGCAUUGAUUGACCUGGGUCAGAGCAUAGAUAUGAAACUUUUCCCAAAAGGAACUACAUUUACAGCAAAGUGUGAAACAUCUGGAUUUCAGUGUAUUGAGAUGCUCAGUCAGAAGCAAUGGACCUACCAGAUUGAUUACUUUGGAAUUGCUGCAACAGUGUACUGCAUGCUCUUUGGCACUUACAUGAAAGUGAAAGAUGAAGGAGGUGUCUGGAAGCCCGAAGGUCUUUUUAGAAGGCUUCCUCAUUUGGAUAUGUGGAAUGAAUUUUUCCACACCAUGUUGAACAUACCAGACUGUCAUCAGCUUCCCUCUUUGGAUUUGUUAAGGCAAAAGCUGAGGAAUAUAUUACACCAACACUAUUCAAAUAAGAUUAGGAGUCUGCGUAAUAGGCUAAUUGUACUGCUCUUAGAAUGCAAGCGUUCACGAAAAUAACAAUGGAUAGAAACACUCCUUAGAAAUAACUUUAUAAAUGCUAGCUUCUCUUUGUUUGUGUAAAUGUUUGUUAAAAAUAAAGUUGAUAACCUUUAUUCAUGCAACACAGUUGUAGCUAUUUCAACAAGAUACAACACAAUGAGGUCCCCGUAUAGCAGCUAAUUUGGCUCCUUGAGGAUUCAGGCACACAUGCACGAGAAUCAUUUGGAUGUGAACACUAUCUAGAAAUCAUUUCUUAAAAAUUUUUUACCUGGAAACUAGAAAGGGCCGAGAUAGCAAUUGUGUUUGUUUAAAAUAGUGAAGUUCUACAAAUAUUCAUAGGACUUAAGAUGCUUUUGAGUAAAGUUUGUCUAUCCUUUAUUGUACCUGUUUUUCAUUGCUACCUAUUACAGGUAUAAAUUCUAUUUUUUUAAGAGCCAUUCAAAGAAAACUCUCAAAUCUUUAAAAUAAUCUAAUAAUCCAUAUAAAUCAAUUCAAUCUAAAGCCACAACACUCAAUUCUACAUUUAUUAACUUUUAAAGCAAAAGGGCCUGGAAGGGCCCUCCUAACCCUAAACUGACCUUCCUGCCCGCCCUCCCUUCUCUCUGUGCAUAGCGUUCUAGUGGACACCAUUCUCCCCAAGGCCCAGAGCUAGAGAGGACUACUUUGUUUCCUUCAGCUCUCGUUGUAGCCACCAUCUUUCACAGCCCACUCGGUGAAGUCUACGUCCGAGUCUGAGUUCUCUUGAGAAACAAGAACAGCGAAGUUCCUGGAAAUGUCCAUUAUUGUCUAAAUUCCAUUUUUCUGUGGUCUUGUAUUUUGUUUUGAUUAUAUGUGCUUGCUCUAUCUCUUUACUGUUUAUAGCUACUAACCCCCCCCCUUUAUAACUAAUUUCUGUCACUAUCCCAGAUAUUGUUUUCUCUCUUAAAUUUUGAAUCAGAUGCAAAAUAAAUUUUUCCAACUUUA
This is a messenger RNA of Echinops telfairi (small Madagascar hedgehog), 4250 nucleotides long. It is a transcript of the gene BUB1, whose product is annotated as BUB1 mitotic checkpoint serine/threonine kinase. Bases 51 to 3305 code for a protein of 1084 amino acids. Gene Ontology annotation, biological process: protein phosphorylation; meiotic sister chromatid cohesion, centromeric; mitotic spindle assembly checkpoint signaling. The transcript is spliced from 25 exons. The record is from RefSeq and is a predicted model, not a curated record. Gene Ontology annotation, molecular function: ATP binding; protein kinase activity. Lineage: Eukaryota; Metazoa; Chordata; Mammalia; Afrosoricida; Tenrecidae.